Molecule: messenger RNA, 933 nt
Organism: Dictyostelium discoideum AX4
Lineage: Eukaryota; Evosea; Eumycetozoa; Dictyosteliales; Dictyosteliaceae
Exons: 1
Coding region: 1-933 (310 amino acids)
Source: RefSeq, a predicted model, not a curated record
AUGUUAAUAAGUUUUACACCAAUUCAAUUGAAACAGGUAUUGGAUAUUUGUUCAAUUCUUUCUUCACUUCCCAAUUGUAAAUUUUCAACUUGUAAAUUAAUAACCUCAAUUGGUGCUUCAACACAAGCGAAUUUGUAUCUAUUCAAAUUGGAUCAAGGUACAAUAAUUUCAAAUUUCAAAUCAAUUUAUCAAAAUUUAUUUAAAUCACCAUCUUUAGUAUUGUAUAUGUAUAUUCAAAAAUCAAUAAAGAGUUUUCAACAACCACAAAAUUAUCAACAACAGCAACAACAACAGCAACAACAGCAUAUUCAAAAAGAAUCAGUUAUUAUUCAACAAUUAAAUCAAAUUAUACCACCAGAAGAAUUAAAUAGAAUAAAAAGUUAUUUACAAUCAUUACCUCAACCAUUGGGUAUAAUAGAAAUGCCUGAUGAAGAACGUUUUAAGGAGCAAUUAAAUACAAUCAAACAAUUUGACGAAUUUAAGAAAAACAAUUUAAAGGAAAGAUAUAAUCAAUUUACAACUUCAAACAUUAUAAAUAUUGCUUCAGUAUUUCCAAUACCCACACUUUCAAAUGGUACUAUUAAUGGGAAUCAUAUUACUACAAACAACAACAAUAAUAAUAAUAAUGAUAAUAAUAAUAAUAAUAAUAACAAUGGUGUAAAUGGUUUAAUGGUUUCUUCAAAUGGUAAACUAUAUAAUCCAAACAAACCAAUUCCAAUUGGAUUUAGUGAGGAUGUACUAUACUCUGGAUUGGAUGCAAUUAAGGAUGGUUUGGAUAAAAUUUCAAAACAAAUCUCAUUUGGUAUCAAAAUGGAUAAAACUAAAUUAGAAAAAUUUAGACUACAAUACAAACAAACUGGUGAAAAAUUAAUGGAGAUUGGUGAUGCUUUAAUGUUAUCACAACAACAUAAUAAUAAUAAUAAUAAUAAUUAA